UGCAAAAACCUUUGACUAUAAAAAAGAGUCGCAAAGAGAGAAGACCUCGUCGGAGCUUCGAAGAGGCACAGUGAGAGAGACAACAGAGAGAAAAAGAGAAGUGAGAACGAAGACGAAGAGCAAGGAUGGGGGUCGUGGAAGAGGCGCAUAACGUGCGGGUGGUGGGCAGCGGUGAGCGCACCAUCGUGCUCGCACACGGCUUCGGCACCGACCAAUCGGUGUGGAAGCACCUCGUGCCGCACCUCGUCAAUGAGUACCGCGUCGUCCUCUUCGAUAACAUGGGCGCCGGCCCGACCAACCCCGACUACUUCGACUUCGAGCGCUACGCAAGUCUCCAGGGCUACGUACUCGAUUUGCUCGCCAUUUUUGAGGAGCUUGUCAUCACCUCUCCCGUCAUCUACGUUGGCCACUCCGUCUCCGGCGCCAUAGGUCUUAUCGCCUCAAUUCAUCGCCCUGACCUCUUCUCUAAGAUCGUCCUCAUCUCCGCCUCGCCAAGGUACAUCAAUGAUGUCGAUUACUACGGAGGGUUUGACCAAGAAGAACUGGACCAGCUUUUCGAUGCCAUGAAGCAGAACUACAAGUCCUGGGCAUCCGGGUGGGCACCACUCUGCGUCGGAGGAGACAUGGAAUCGGUGGCAGUCCAGGAAUUUAGCCGCACACUCUUCAACAUCCGUCCCGACAUAGCUCUGAGUGUGGCUCAAACCAUAUUUCAGUCUGACUUGAGAGGCAUUUUGGGUCUCGUCUCGGUACCAUGCCACAUCCUUCAGAGCACCAAGGACCUCGCAGUCCCCAUUGUGAUCUCCGAAUACUUACACAAGCAUCUCGGAGGUGAUUCUAUUGUUGAGGUCAUGCCUUCCGACGGCCAUCUCCCGCAGCUGAGCUCUCCCGAGAUCGUUAUUUCUGUUAUCCUUAGGCACAUUCGUUUCGAUAUUGAAACUUGAGACGAUGAAGCCUAGUGCUUGAAGCUGGAAUUUCGAUGUUUUGAUUCCUUGUUGUGCUUAUAAUUAUUCAUCUGUGCACUACUGAUUUUCGAGACUUUUACGUAGAUUUCGUUCUGUUUAAGCAACCGAAGAAUAUAAAUGUAUAAUUUGUAUCCUAUUAGUUCUUGAUUUUAUCUUCUGUGCUGCAGGAUGUUUUCUGUAUGUAUUGAGUAUUGUUGUAGCUGGUGCUAUGUUAACUCUUCUUAUUGA
This is a messenger RNA of Dioscorea cayenensis subsp. rotundata (Guinea yam), 1190 nucleotides long. RefSeq names its product probable esterase D14L. Gene Ontology annotation, biological process: response to karrikin. The coding region runs from base 126 to 941 and encodes 271 amino acids. The transcript has 2 exons. NCBI's taxonomy places the organism in Eukaryota, Viridiplantae, Streptophyta, Magnoliopsida, Dioscoreales, Dioscoreaceae. The record is from RefSeq and is a predicted model, not a curated record.